Molecule: messenger RNA, 2948 nt
Organism: Amaranthus tricolor (Joseph's coat)
Lineage: Eukaryota; Viridiplantae; Streptophyta; Magnoliopsida; Caryophyllales; Amaranthaceae
Product: zinc finger CCCH domain-containing protein 19-like
Exons: 10
Coding region: 178-2802 (874 amino acids)
Molecular function (GO): DNA binding
Source: RefSeq, a predicted model, not a curated record
AGUAUCUUUUGUUCAUAAUAUGAGCAAUUUUCCCUUGUAAUCACAGAAUUUUCAUUCUCGUUCAAAAUCAAAUCAAAAUUACUCGAUCAUAUACUACAAUUUUAACCUAAUUAACCAAGCUCCUUCAUUCUUGAUUCUUCUCUUUCUCUCUCUAAAUUUCAGGAGUCACAAGUGAAAAUGGGCAAGAGGAAGAACAAGAAGAAAAUGAUUCAAAAAGAGGACUUUUGGGAGGACUGGUGUUUCGUCUGUAAAGAUGGCGGAGAUCUUCUUCUUUGUGAACACAGGGAUUGUUUUAAAUCAUAUCACCCUCGGUGUGUUGAUAAAGAUGAUUUUGCUCUGAAGAGUGACGUGCAUUUCAAAUGUGAUUGGCAUAUGUGCUUCAAUUGCAAGCAAGCUGCGAAAUUCCACUGCUUUUGCUGUCCAUAUGCUGUUUGUGGACUGUGUAUAGAUGUUGCAAACUUUGUUGCUGUCCAAGGCAUCAAAGGAUUCUGCAUGAAUUGUCUAAAGCUCGUCUUGCUGUGGGAGGAAAAGAAGGAAGUUGACUCAGAUGGGGAGACGGUAGACUUUACAGAGAGAGAAACUUUUGAAUUCCUCUUUAUGGAUUAUUGGGAAAUUGUCAAGAAAAAUGAAGGUUUGAAAUUGAAAAAUCUCCAAAAGGCAUACAAUUUAUUGAAGAAGGGUAGCAAAUAUAAAUGCCUGGAUGAUACAGAAGAGUUUGGUAAUAACGACCAAGAUAUUCCGAAUUUGAAUAAUUUUGAAGACUGGGAAUUCGAAGUUAUAGAGGAUUAUAGUCCUUCAAACAGAAUGAAAAAAGGUAAUGCAAAACACUUCAAAAGGAGGAAGUUAUCUACGGAGAAGGUGAAGUCCAAUAGAAUGGAGUUUCUAGGCUGGGCCUCUAAGCCACUCGUAUGUUUUCUUGAAUCCCUAGAGAAAGAUACAAGCAUAGAAAUCCCUCUAAAUGAUCUAAUAGACAUAGUUGGUAAGUAUGCAAACGAGAAAAAGCUAUUUGCCCCCCCAAAAAAGAAAAUGAUUAUCUGUGACCAAAGAUUAAAAUCUUUGUUUGGGCGACAAAGAGUGAACAAACAUAGACUACGUGAACUUUUGGAGGGUCAUCUUGCUGAAAAUCAGGAAGAAUCAUUUGAUGAUGAUGAAGUUGUGUUUAGCCCAGAAAAAGAUAAGAAAACCUUGACGUCUUGUAACAGGACGAACAAGAAAAAUCUAGAUGUACUUCUACACAAGGAGAAAGUAAUUUCAGGCGGUAUCAUGGCAUCAAUAAUUCCAGAUAAUAUUAAACUGGCGUACUUGAAAAGAAGCCUGGUGGAAGAGCUACUGAAAAAAACUGAAAUCGAAACCAAAGUUAUUGGUAGCUUUGUAAGGGUCAGAUCUGAUCCAGAUGACUAUAUGCAAGUACAUUCUCAUCAACUAGUUCAAGUUACUGGCAUAAAAGAGCAAUGCAUUGGAGGAGAGAAUGUGAGAUUUCUUCUUGAAGUCUCGAGUAUGCCUAUUGAUAUUAGUGUACAUAUGUUGUCGGAGAGUGACUUCAGCAAGGAAGAGUGUGAUCAUUUGCAUCAAAAAAUGAAGGACAGGCUACAUAAGAAGCUUACUAUUGUGGAGCUUGAGCACAAGGCCAGAAUAUUGCGUGAAGAUAUCAUCAAGCAUAGUAUUGAGAAGGAAUCUACAGUAUUGAAGAAUCUUAUUGACAAAGCUAAUGAGAAAGGAUGGAGAAGACAACUUUUCGAUUACACUGAAAGAAGAAAACAACUUGAAAGUCCAUCUGAGCUGAUGCGUCUGAUACAGCAGAUUCCAGAUGUAAUAGCUGAUGAUGUAGAGCUCAAUACUAGUUCAGCAAGCUCUUAUGAAAGCAGAAAAAGAACUUUUGCUGAAAAUAAAAAUGGAGUAGAAGCUGCAGCAUUCAAACAGCAGAUUCACUUGCAACUCCAUUCUUCUGCAACUCAGGUUGACACAGAAUUUGUGGGAGUGUUGCAGAAGAUUGACACAGAAAAUGAAUGUAAUCCUAAUAUGAAAGAAUCAGAUUGUGACGGUGAGAAAGUUGUUGAAACGAAAACUGGGGUGGUGGCAAUGAUUAACACAGAAAAUGAAAGAAAUAACGAUACACAAGGUUCAGACUGUGGCAGUAAAAAUGUUUCUGAAAAAAAAACUGGGGUGGUGUGGAUGAUUGACACAGAACCUGAAUGUAAUCAUGAUACACAAGGAUCAGACGGGGAUAGUGAGAAAGUAGCUAAGAUGAAAACUUGGUUGGUGGCAACGAUUGACACAGAAACUGAAUGUAUUCCUGAUACACAAGGAUCAGAUUGUGACAGUGAGAAAGUUGCGCAGACGAAAACUGGGCCGGUGACAACGACAGACACAGAAACUGAAUGUAUUCCUGAUACACAAGGAUCAGACUAUGACAGUAAAAAUAUUUCUGAAACAAAAACUGGGGCGGUGAGGAUGAUUGACACGGAAACUAAAAGUAAUCUUGAUACCCAAGGAUCAGACUGUGACAGUGCGAAAGUAGCUGAGGCGAAAACUGGGGAGGUGCCGAUGAUUGUUAUUAGCAGUGAUGGUGAGAUAGAGACGAUAAAGGUGAAAAAGCACCCGCGAUCAGUAAAAGAUCUUGAAGAAUGGUACUGCAUGGGUCCAUGUGGUGACAUCAAUGGACCGUUCAAAAUGUCGAUUCUCCAAGAGUGGAAUGAAAUCAGUACCAUUUAUGCUUGGAAGUUCAAAGUAUGGAAGAUAGGUCAAAGCGAAAAGGAUGGGGUGCUUUUGCCCGAUGCUUGUCGUAGUCUCCACAAGUCGUAGUUCUAGUAUUUGGUCACAGGUUAUAUAUAGUAAGCAGUUUUGCAGUAAAAAUGGAACAAGCCUUUAACUAAUGCUGUGUGAUUAUGUAUGUUAUCACACUCUUCUAUUAAAUCUCGAUGCAAAUUCGUGAUUAGCGAUUAACGUGA